GUGGGAGAAGAUGCCAACUCCUGGGAGUGUGCAGACUGCAGAGGCACGGGCACUGUGACCUCUGUUGAACCCGGCUCAGACCCCAACCCCCCAGGCCAGAGGGGAUUUUGGCCGGUGCCCGGCUGUGCAAGCAGAGGCCCCUGCACCGUGGGAACGUCCUCCGGCCUCUCCCCCAUCCCGCUCCCAGCAUUACCCCAAACCGCUACCCCGGAGCGGUGCUGAGGGGGACAGCGCUGACGUCCCCUGCCGGUGUGCGGACUCUGCUGGUGGGAAGACUGUGACCCCGAGGUCUUUGGGCAGCUGUGCCAUCAGCAUGGGCUCUGCAUCCAUGAGAACUGCCUGCCACUUGUAGUGAUGGAGCUGAGGUCACAGCACCGCAAGAUGGGGGAGUCCCCCACCGUGCCGCCGGAGGAGCAGGCAGGACCCUCUGGUGUGCCUCCCCCACGCAAAAAGAAGCGUCAGGCCCCCAAGGAGGAAGUGUGCGGGCUGUGCCGACGGGGAGACUGUGACCCCGAGAUCUUCGGGCAGCUGUGCCGUCAGAAUAGGCUCCUCAUCCAUGAGAACUGCCUGUACCACGCCAGCAGACUGAUGCAGAGAGGGGCCGAUGAAGAGGGCUUCUAUGGCUUCCUCUUCCCUGACAUCCGGCAGGAGCUGAAGCGGGUGGCACAAAAGAGGUGCUGCAUCUGCCGGCUGCAGGGUGCCUCGGUCACCUGCAAGAGCCGGCGCUGCCGACGAACGUUCCACUUCCCCUGCGGAAGCGAGCGAGGCUGCAUCUCCCAGUUCUUUGGGGAGUUCAAGUCCUUCUGCUGGAAGCACCGGCCGGUGCAGCGGGUGCGGGCGGUGCAGCAUGGCCAGACCCCCUGCCUCAUUUGCCUGGAGGCAGUGGCGGGGCGACCCACCUAUGACACCCUGGUCUGCCCUGCCUGUGCCAGCGCCUGGUUCCACCGUCGCUGCAUCCAGGGCCAGGCGCUGCGGUCUGCCCUGCACUACUUCUGCUGCCCGCUAUGCCGGGACAUGGCAACCUUCCAGGCGGAGAUGUUCCGCCUGGGCAUCAAAAUCCCCGACAGGGAUGCUGCCUGGGAGGAGGAGGAUGGAGCCUUCGCGGAACAUUAUGAGCGGCACAGCUCCUGCGAUGCUGGCCUGUGCCUGUGCCCGGCAGGACGGGAGCAGGCGGAGGUGAAUGGGCCCUGGAGACUCCUGCUCUGCAGCUCCUGCGGCUCCCGCGGAACACACCAGCUCUGCUCUGCCGUGGGAGAAGAUGCCAACUCCUGGGAGUGUGCAGACUGCAGAGGCAUGGGCACUGUGCCCCUCGUUGCAGCCGGCCCAGACUCCAGCUCCCCCGGCGCAGGGACCCUCACGCAGCCCCUUGGCUGAGGAAGAAGAGGCCAGGAUCUUCAAAGGACACCCCGCUGCCCUCCCAGCCCCCUUCCCAGGAUCCUGCCGAUCCUUGCUAAUACAAGUUGGAAUUUCACACGUGCGUUUGCUGAUAUUCCUGAGGGCAAGAGCCUCCACGGUGGCCCUGACCCUCCUGUUGGCGCCGUGAUACGGCCCGUGGAUUACUCUCCGUUAUGUCAGGGUCACCCGGGUUCGCUGAGCUGGACACGACAAGGAAACCACAGCAGGGAAAGCACCGGCCAUGGGGUUUGGAGUUUUAGAUUCCAUUUGGGUGCCCGGUGGGGACCGGCCGGAGCACAAGCUCCCACGACACCGACCCUUCGCCUGCUGCAAGGACCCCACCGGCCAUGAGCCAGGCUGAGGCACGAAGCUCCGUGGCCAGAGCCCUGAUGGCAAUCCCAAGCGGGCAGCUGUGAAGCAAGGCCAGCAAGCUCCAGGCAGGGAUUUGCUUUGCAACAGCCCCAGCAGCGUCGCUGUGUCGGGGGACUGUUGAGCUGCUCUGCUGACGGACCGCCCAGCCCAGCUCAGCUGCCACGGCCACUAGCGCUGGCAGAAAACCGCUCCCAGGUGUCAAAUCCCAACUUGUCCCCAGU
Molecule: messenger RNA, 1988 nt
Organism: Grus americana (Whooping crane)
Lineage: Eukaryota; Metazoa; Chordata; Aves; Gruiformes; Gruidae
Product: PHD finger protein 7-like
Exons: 11
Coding region: 355-1374 (339 amino acids)
Cellular component (GO): nucleus
Source: RefSeq, a predicted model, not a curated record